Molecule: messenger RNA, 1951 nt
Organism: Pungitius pungitius (ninespine stickleback)
Lineage: Eukaryota; Metazoa; Chordata; Actinopteri; Perciformes; Gasterosteidae
Gene: colec10
Product: collectin sub-family member 10 (C-type lectin)
Exons: 7
Coding region: 106-1011 (301 amino acids)
Source: RefSeq, a predicted model, not a curated record
UCUUACAGUUGAAUCCGUCCAUUGAGGGAUAGCACACCAGUACAUAAGAAACUCCUACAAAUCUGAAAGCCAGCUUUUCCUUCAGUGGUUGGCAAUGAUUGGGAGAUGAUGGUGCUGUUGCUGCUCUUUGUGUUUGCAGCUGUGUUCAACUGCAUCGCUACCUCUGCAGAAGUCUGCAACAAUAACUUCCUACCUGGAGCUAAAGGAGACCAAGGUGAGAUUGGAGAUGAGGGCGAUCAGGGAAAACUGGGAAAGAAUGGACCAUCGGGACUUCCAGGAGCAUCAGGGGAGACGGGGCUUAAAGGAGAGGUGGGCCACAUAGGAAAGAUGGGGCCUAUUGGAGAAAAAGGUUGCAAAGGUGAUACUGGUUUGGAGGGGCCCACUGGUUUAAAGGGAAAAACAGGCACAACAUGUGACUGUGGCAGAUACAGGAAGGUGGUUGGACAGCUGGAUGUCAAUGUAGGCAAGCUGAGGAAGGCUGUCAAGUUUCUAAAGAGCGUCAUCUUGGGCCUGAAAGAAACAGAAGAGAGCUACUACCUGCUGGUGAAGGAGUCAAAGAGGUUCAGAGAGGCUUCAGUGAACUGCCAGUUGAGAGGAGGCACUCUGGCCAUGCCAAAAACCAGCAACACCAACCACCUAAUGGCAAACUAUGUCAUUCAGGCAGGACUGACAAGAGUUUAUAUAGGAGUGCUGGCUCAAAGCAAUGAUACGAAUGGAACAAGUACUUAUGUUUAUGCAGACUCCAGCCCUCUGCAGGGGUUUGCCGCUUGGAGCCAAGACGUGGAGCUCAACUCCAGAGAAGCUCCCACCACAAACUCCAGCUGUGUGGAGCUGCUCAGCACUGGGGCCUGGAGUCCUGUGGAGUGUGAAGCCACCAUGUUUUUCAUCUGCCAGUUCCCAAAGAGCGGGAGAGGAGGAGGAGGAGGAGGAGCAGGAGGAGGAGGAGGAGCAGGAGGAGGAGGAGCAGGAGGAGGAGGAGGAGGAGGGGGAGAAAGAGGAGCCCUGUCAUGAAUCAAUAUGACAUUCUGACUUGCAUUCAAAAGAGAUUUAAGUGCACAUGUUGUGUAGAAGUAGCAUUUAAAUAAUCAUAAACAUUUCAAUCAUAGUCCUUUUAUUCUGGUUCCAACUUAUAGAUAUAGUCAAUUGAUUACCUGAUUCAUAUUUGAUCUCAAUGUAUUGAAGAACAAGCUGAUGCUUUCAAAUGGCUUGUUUCGCUCUUGUUUUGUAACCAGCAAAUUUUAACAUUUGAUAAAGUAGAACCCUUUCAUUUUUAGCUGUUUUUGCUACAGUUGGAUCUUCUUUUGAUAUUCUUGACGACUCGAAAAAGCCAUUUGCAAGAAAAGAGAUCAUUUUAUAUUCUCAAUAUGAGCACAGAUACAAACAAUAGAGAAAAGCCUUGCUUGGAUCAGCAGUGAUGCAUUUAAUGCGCUCUUUCUCAGACAGGAGCCUGCAGGAUGCAGAGUGCACACAUUUUCUCCCAUUUUGGGCAUUUGGCAACUUCUGAACUUUCUUUAUUAGUUUUCUCGUUGAUCUGCUUGGGAAGCCUUUUGUCCACCAUUGAGGAGACUCUUGUAGGUCUGCCUCUUGUAGUCCACCUGCUGGUGAUGGGACUGUGGCUCCCUCUGAGGUCACUGGGGGGUCUGGUGAAUGCAAACGGAAAACAGUGUUUCUAAAUAACUCUUUUCUACAUUGUGGGGAAGCUUCUCUCAUCCAGACGCAUAUAUUAUGUUAUAAAAUCGACAUCUCUUUACAAAACGGAGCAGUUGGCACAGUUUGCGGGUGGUGUCAAAGACUGUGAUGGCCAGGUUAAAGUGAUCAUACAUGUAAUGUUUUAGAUGGAAUAAAUAUUGAUUGUUGAUAUUAUAUAUUUUUUUUAAUGAACCUACUUUAAUUCAAUGUAUAUGUCAAUUUUUUUUUUCAAAUGAGAAAAUUAAAAAAAAGCUAUUUACCA